Papilio machaon (common yellow swallowtail) is the source of this 668-nucleotide messenger RNA. RefSeq names its product syntaxin. The coding region runs from base 1 to 519 and encodes 172 amino acids. Gene Ontology annotation, biological process: vesicle-mediated transport. The record is from RefSeq and is a predicted model, not a curated record. Gene Ontology annotation, cellular component: membrane. Lineage: Eukaryota; Metazoa; Arthropoda; Insecta; Lepidoptera; Papilionidae. The transcript is spliced from 5 exons.
AUGGCGCGGCUCCAGUACGCGUGCGCGCGCCGUAGCUGCGCCGCCGCGCUGGCUGAGCACGCGCAGCUGCUGCAGCUCCUGCGCGAUGAUCGCGCGCGGCUGUUGCAUGAACAGAUCAAGCUUACAAACCUAACCUUGUCGGAGGAGGAGUGCGAGCAGCUACUCGACUCUAACAAUGUAGCGCUGUUCGUCGACAACGUACGCGCGCAGACGGCGGAGGCGCGGCGCGUGCUGCGUGACGCGGAGGCUCGGCGCAGCGAGCUGGCGCGGGCCGAGGCGGCGCUGCGCGAGGUGCGCGACCUCUUCGUGCAGCUGUCGCACCUCGUCGCGCAACAGCAAGAACAAAUCGACAGCGUGGAGUACUUCGCGCUGCAAGCCAGCGAGCACGUGGAGAGUGGCGGCCAGGAGUUACUGCGCGGCUCCGUCGGCCGCAGGCGGGCCCGCAAGAAGAAAAUCGGUCUUGUCAUUUGCUUGGCGUCCGGCUUCUUCAUAGUGCUGUUUGUGCUCAUAUAUACGUAACACGAGUACAUCAUGAGUCUCAACAUGGACACCUCACAUUCCCUGGCCGGAUGGCGGAGAAAGCUGGACAAUGGAUCGAGACGACUAUUGCUAAUUGUUAUUUAUUGUAUUUUAAGAUUACUAGUCAUUUUUGAAAAUAAAAUACCAUU